Molecule: messenger RNA, 4319 nt
Organism: Amyelois transitella
Lineage: Eukaryota; Metazoa; Arthropoda; Insecta; Lepidoptera; Pyralidae
Gene: Glyp
Product: glycogen phosphorylase
Exons: 10
Coding region: 332-2860 (842 amino acids)
Biological process (GO): glycogen catabolic process
Cellular component (GO): cytoplasm
Molecular function (GO): glycogen phosphorylase activity; pyridoxal phosphate binding
Source: RefSeq, a predicted model, not a curated record
UUCAUUAUGACAUGCGAUGGGCUAUGAGCUAGGAGCCCGGCCUGUUUUGAAUUUUAUCAUGUUUUGGUGAAAAAUGAUACCAUUUAUCGCAUACAUUUGAAUAAAAAUCCUAUUAUUUUAUGCUAUUGUAACAGUUAAAUUGAAGCAAAGUAUUCGGAAUACAUUAAAUAGUGAAAUAUAUCAUUAACAUAGGUAGUAACAACUGUGGUUUGUUGUUCAUUAGUUUGACCUUCUCAAGGUGACCGAUCCGAUACACGACUUCUCGACAGGCAUUACAUCCACUAGUCUGAGAUACCGCGGUUGAUAGACUGGUCGGCUGUUUUCGUUUAAAAUGAGUGUUCAAUCAGAUAUAGAGAAGCGCAAGCAGAUAUCUGUACGAGGAAUUGUUGCAGUUGAGAAUGUAGCAGAGGUGAAAAAGGCGUUCAAUCGUCAUGUGCAUUAUACCUUGGUGAAAGACCGUAAUGUUGCUACUCCGAGGGAUUAUUACUUCGCCUUGGCACACACUGUUAGGGAUCACCUCGUCUCUCGCUGGAUCAGAACUCAACAGUAUUACUAUGAGAAGGAUCCUAAGCGUGUCUACUACUUGUCCUUGGAGUACUAUAUGGGCAGAUCCCUUCAAAAUACGAUGAUCAACUUGGGCAUCCAAGGGACUGUGGACGAGGCCUUGUACCAAUUGGGUUUAGAUAUUGAGGAGUUGGAAGAGUUGGAAGAGGAUGCUGGUUUGGGCAAUGGAGGCCUAGGAAGACUGGCAGCUUGCUUUUUGGACUCUAUGGCUACUUUGGGCUUAGCAGCAUAUGGUUAUGGUAUAAGGUACGAAUACGGCAUCUUCGCCCAGAAAAUUGAGAAUGGCGAGCAACAGGAGGAGCCCGACGACUGGCUUCGCUACGGGAACCCCUGGGAGAAGGCAAGACCAGAGUUCAUGUUGCCGGUCAACUUCUACGGCAAAGUGGUCGACACGCCCGAGGGAAAGAAAUGGAUAGAUACACAGGUGGUGUUCGCGAUGCCGUACGACAACCCGAUCCCCGGGUACAACAACAAUGUAGUCAACACGUUACGAUUGUGGUCCGCUAAGAGUCCCAUCGACUUCAAUCUACGCUUCUUCAAUUCUGGUGACUACAUCCAAGCCGUGCUCGACCGCAACGUUGCUGAAAACAUAUCUCGGGUUUUGUACCCUAACGACAACUUCUUUGAAGGCAAGGAACUGCGUCUCCGGCAGGAAUACUUUAUGUGCGCUGCCACUCUGCAAGACAUCAUCCGUAGAUACAAAUCCUCCAAGUUCGGCUGCCGCGAUGCCGUCCGAACUACCUUCGACAGUCUCCCUGACAAAGUAGCCAUACAACUGAAUGACACCCACCCAGCUCUGGCCAUCCCUGAGCUGCUGAGAAUUCUCGUCGACAUCGAGAAAGUACCUUAUGAUGAAGCUUGGAAGCUAGUCGUCAAGUGCUGCGCUUACACCAACCACACCGUUCUCCCUGAAGCGCUCGAAAGGUGGCAUUGCUCCAUGUUGGAGAACGUUUUGCCGAGGCAUAUGGAGCUGAUUUAUCACAUCAACUUCCUUCAUUUACAAGAGGUCGCUAAGCGCUGGCCGGGCGACAUGGAUCGCCUGCGUCGCAUGUCUCUUAUCGAGGAGGAGGGCGAGAAACGCGUCAACAUGGCGCAUCUGUGCGUAGUAGGCUCUCACGCGGUCAACGGAGUGGCCGCGAUACACUCUGAUAUCCUCAAGGCGACUGUUUUCCGCGACUUCUACGAGAUGUGGCCCGAGAAGUUCCAGAACAAGACUAACGGUAUUACUCCGCGUCGUUGGCUGCUGCUUUGCAACCCAGGUCUUUCUGAUCUUAUCUGCGACAAGGUCGGCGACGAGUGGACCGUGCACUUGGACCAGUUGCAGCAGCUGAAAAAGUGGGCGAAGGACCCGGCGUUCCAACGAGCGGUGAUGAAGGUCAAGCAGGAGAAUAAGCUGAGGUUGGCCGCUUUGAUCGAGCGUGAUACCGGCGUCAAAAUUAAUCCCGCCUCCAUGUUUGAUAUCCAGGUGAAGCGUAUCCACGAGUACAAACGUCAGUUGCUGAACAUCCUGCACGUAGUCACGCUGUACAACCGCAUCAAGCGAGACCCGGGCCUGGCUGUGACCCCGCGAACUGUCAUGAUUGGCGGCAAAGCGGCCCCUGGGUACUACAUCGCCAAGCAGAUCAUCGCGCUUGCUUGUGCAGUCGGGAAUACUGUGAACAAUGACCCCGACGUGGGCGACAAGUUGAAACUGAUCUUCCUGGAGAACUAUCGUGUGACGCUCGCCGAGCGCAUCAUGCCCGCCGCCGACCUCAGCGAACAGAUCUCUACAGCUGGUACAGAAGCUUCCGGCACUGGUAACAUGAAAUUCAUGUUGAACGGUGCACUCACGAUUGGCACCAUGGACGGCGCCAACGUCGAGAUGGCGGAGGAAGCCGGGGAAGGCAACAUGUUCAUAUUCGGCAUGAGAGUCAAUGAUGUCGAGGACUUGCAGAGGAAAGGUUACAACGCCUACGAGUACUAUGAGCGCAAUCCGGAACUGCGCCAGUGUAUUGAGCAGAUCCGCAGCGGUUUCUUCUCCCCGGGCGAGCCGGGCAAGUUCGCGCACAUCGCUGACGUCCUGCUGCACCACGACCGGUUCCUGCACCUCGCCGACUACGACGCCUAUAUCGAGGCGCAGCAGAAAGUGUCGGACGUCUACCAGGACCAAGCCAAGUGGGCUGAAAUGGUGAUCCACAAUAUCGCGUCGUCCGGCAAGUUCUCAUCCGACCGCACGAUCGCAGAAUACGCUCGUCAAAUCUGGGGUGUGGAGCCGACCUGGGAAAAACUCCCCGCUCCCCAUGACACCGCGGCCUAAAUACCUGCCAACCACGGGUGCAGCUCGCUUCUCUGUAUUUGGACUAAGUAUUCUAUAGCACUCCGAUACGGACUACGUUAGUUAAAUUAAACGCAUAUUUAUUAUUAUACAUGUAAACUAGAAUUUUGCGCGUGUCUUGAAGAACAAGUGUCUUCUCAAGAAGUUUUGUAGAAUUGUUGUCUAAAGCUUAGAAUCAGAUGAGAUAGAUUUUUAAUGCCAUUUUUGGACUUAGAAAGUUACAGGCACGUAAACAGUAAAUAAAUGGAUUUAUGACAUAAAAUGAAUCUCUAUCAGCCAAUAAAUGAUCAUUGUUCCAGUCUAGUACUGGUAAUUAAUACUUAUAUCUUUCUAAAGCUAUAUGAGAUCUAAAGUCUAAAGAAUAAGUCGGCAAGCAAAUCGUUUACAUAUGUAAAUGAAAAGCCCUUUUACAAUAGCCAUUACGCGACGGUAUACAUGAAUUUGCUGUUUAUAACUGUCUAUUUUUGUAUGAAUGUUUGUUGUAAUCUGCUAUUCACAUUUUUAAAGUUGAGUGUUGUCAAUUAUUGAUUGAAAUGAUGCCUUACUUUUGAUUGAUAUUAUGACAUAAACGAACUAGUGCUUGUACUACGUCCCAAUAGUUAAUCGGAUUUUAAUUUUUUUAUGUUAUGAGUGAAUUAUUAAAAACUAGGAAAUUAUAUGAGGCUAAAAUGUUAUUUUGCCGCUAUAUAACAUCAAGUGUGUCAGGAUUUACUGAACUCAAAACACUGCAUACUUAAGAAUAAUACUUUUGAAUGAGAUUAGUAUUUUUAAAUACCUAAAUUUAUAUUUAUCUUGCAAUGUUAAAAGUAUUUGCAAGGCCUGUGCUAAUUAAUGUAGUGUUAUAUGUUUAAAGAGUCUAGUAGUCCAUUUUAAAAUGUUACCUAUGAAAAGAAGUUUUAUUGAAACGGAAUAAGAAUUCCAAUUUAAAAUUUUAAAUUGUCCGAAUGAACAUUUAACAUUUGGUACAUGACAGAGUUCUUACCGAAUUAUUUUACUAAAGUCACAAUUUAUUUUUGUACUUUUUUAUAUCUUUGAAUUGUACGUCCUAAUUCCUUUCUCUUUUAUAUGUAACUCUUUUACUACAUAUAAUAUCUUUAAUACAUUUAGAAGAUUAGGUGCAAGAGCCAUCUUUUGCGGCAGCUCGGUGUCCUAGCAUGUUUGUCUAUUCUAAUAUUAGAUACUUCUUCUUUAUUGUAGAAUUUAAGGUAUUCUUUUUUAUUUAUUUUGUGCCAUAUACUAUUUAUUAUAACAGUUUACAUACUAUUGCAGAGUCAAAUUUAGAUAAAAUGUUACAUUUGAUUGAUUUAUUUGUAUACCUAUAGUAAAUUGAGUAAGAAAAUAAAUAUUAUAAGUAACAAAAAUUUAAGUUCAGGCUUAAAAGAUAAUUAAUUGUUUAUAAUUGCCACAAAUUCGACCUUCUUUUUCAAUAAACAUUGUAAUC